AUACUAUAGCCUACAUUGCAAUACAACAACAUUAUUAACUAACUAUGGCUUUCACAGUUUCUCAUAUUUUCCUUCUAGUCAUCUUUCUAUUUCCUUUCCAAUAUUGUUCAUGUUAUUUAACAUCAUUGAAAAAGGGUUCAUCUCUAUCAGUAGAGAAACAUGAAAAAGAUGUAAUUGUCUCUUCAAAUGGAAUAUUCUCUGCUGGGUUCUAUCAAAUUGGAGAAAAUGCAUUUUCAUUCGCCAUAUGGUUCACGGAGCUUCAGAAUCACAGUCACAACCCAGCCAAUAUUGUAUGGAUGGCAAACCGGGAACAACUUGUGAAUGGUAAGCAUUCAAAGCUUUUCAUCUUAAACACAGGUAACAUGCUUUUGCUCGAUGCGGGUCAACACAACACUUGGUCUUCAAAUACAGCAUCAAAUGCACACUUAGAGUUGUAUCUUAAAGAAGAUGGUAAUCUUGUGUUACGUGAGCUUCAAGGAACUACCAUCUUAUGGCAAAGCUUUGAUUUUCCAACAAAUACUCUCCUUCCUAAUCAACCUCUCACCAGACACACAAAUCUUGUUUCUUCAAGAAGCCUGAGUAAUCAUUCUUCUGGCUUUUAUAAGUUGUUCUUUGAUGAUAACAAUGUUCUUCGUCUCGAUUAUGAUGGUCCUGAUGUUUCCAGUACAUAUUGGCCUCCAUCUUGGUUAUCAGCAUGGCAAGCUGGAAGGUCCAAUUACAAUAGUAGUAGAAUUGCAUUGUUGGAUUCUCUUGGAAAGUUCAUUUCAUCUGAUAAUUACAUUUUUUCCACAUAUGAUUAUGGAAUUCAUAUGCAAAGAAGACUGACCAUGGAUUUUGAUGGUAAUAUUCGAGUUUACAGUCGAAAAAACGUGUCAGAUAAUUGGCACGUUUCAUGGCAAGUCAUAUCUGAUACUUGCAUCAUUCAUGGAAUUUGUGGUGCAAAUAGCACUUGCAGCUAUGAUCCUAAAAAGGGUAUGAAAUGCUCUUGUUUGCCCGGAUACAAAAUGAAGAACCAUAGUGAUUGGUCUUAUGGUUGUGAACCUGUGUUUGAUUUUACUUGCAAUAGAAGUGAAUCUACCUUUUUAAAAUUAAAAGGGUUUGAGCUUUAUGGAUAUGAUAGUAAUUUUGUUCAAAAUAGUACCUACAAAAGUUGUGAGAAUUUAUGUUUACAACAUUGUAACUGUACAGCAUUUCAAUACACAUAUCCAGAGGGCAGUAACAUCUUCCAAUGCUAUACAAAGCUACAAUUGUUGAAUGGGAGGUAUUCACCAAGUUUUCAAGGAAUAACUUACAUAAGAAUUCCAAAAGGUAAUAACUUCCAUAAAGAAGAGUCUGUGAGUGUAAACAAUGAUGUUUGUUUAGUGCAACUUCAUAGAGACUAUGCCACAAAACCAACAAGUAGUAUGGUGAAGUUUUUUCUGUGGCUUUCAAUUACAGUUGGUGGUUUAGAAGUUGUUUGCUUUUUUGUGGUUUUUGUUUUUUUAAAUAAGACCAACAAAAAGUCUAAUGCAAAUCCACAAAACACUUAUCAUGCAUUGUUGGGAUUUAGAAGAUAUAGUUACUCUGAAUUGAAGGUAGCAACAAAGAAUUUCAGUAAUGAGAUUGGAAGAGGUGGAGGAGGAGUUGUAUAUAGUGGUACAUUGCCGGAUCAAAGACAUGCAGCAAUAAAGAGAUUGAAUGAAGCUAAACAAGGAGAAGGAGAGUUUCUUGCUGAAGUUAGCAUCAUUGGAAGGCUUAAUCAUAUGAACUUGAUUGAAAUGUGGGGUUAUUGUGUUGAAGGUAAGCACAGACUCUUGGUAUAUGAGUACAUGAAAAAUGGUUCUUUAGCUGAAAACCUUUCAUCUAAAACUAAUAUCCUUGAUUGGAGUAAGAGGUAUGAUAUUGCUUUAGGAACAUCUAGAGUUCUAGCUUAUCUACAUGAAGAAUGUUUGGAAUGGAUUUUGCAUUGUGAUAUAAAGCCACAAAAUAUACUUCUUGAUUCUAACUUUCAACCCAAGUUAGCAGAUUUUGGACUGUCUAAGCUGAAAAAUAGAAACAAUAUGAAUAAUAAUUCAGAAUUUUCAAUGAUUAGAGGAACAAGAGGAUACAUGGCGCCCGAGUGGAUUUUCAAUUUACCAAUAACAUCUAAAGUGGAUGUUUAUAGUUAUGGGGUUGUUUUGUUGGAGAUGAUAACUGGAAAGAGUUCAACAAUGAUGAAUAUAGAAGGAGAUAAUGCAGAAGUGGCCUAUAAUGGAAGGUUGAUAACUUGGGUAAGAGAGAAAAAGAGAAGUACAUGUUGGGUGGAAGAAAUUAUUGAUCCUUCAAUGGUGAAUAAUUGUGAUUUAAAUAAGAUGGAAGUUUUGGCAAGAGUUGCUUUGGAUUGUGUUGAGGAAGAUAGAGAUAUUAGACCUACAAUGAGUCAAGUGGUUGAGAUGCUUCAAUGUCAUGACAAAGAUGUUGAGUAAAGAUGUUGAGAUGCUUCAAUUUCAUUGGACUAAGAUUUUGCCGUUGUGGAAAAGGAUACAGUUUUCACAUAGUUUUAAAUCACAAUCACAAUUCACAACCAUUAAUCAUAAAGUUGUCACUAUCUAAAAUUGUAUGAAAACUGUGUCUUUUUCAACAACAUUAAAUGUUGUUCCAAUUUUAUGCAUUGGUUUCUUUAUUUGACAUAAUAAACGAGGAUUGAUGAAUCCAAGUUUAUCUUUGUAAACCGUUUUAUUCAUGACCAAUAAAUCUAGAUGAAAGUGUAUUUAAUGUUGUAUUUUUUGCAAUUAAGUUUUAGGUUUUUAUUAUAUACUAUCUCCGUCCCUAAUUAUAAGAUCAUGUUUGACCAUUACAUGUACAUCAAUGCACAAUUUUGAU
This is a messenger RNA of Trifolium pratense (red clover), 2841 nucleotides long. Its product is annotated as putative receptor protein kinase ZmPK1. The record is from RefSeq and is a predicted model, not a curated record. The transcript has 2 exons. Gene Ontology annotation, molecular function: ATP binding; protein serine/threonine kinase activity. NCBI's taxonomy places the organism in Eukaryota, Viridiplantae, Streptophyta, Magnoliopsida, Fabales, Fabaceae. The coding region runs from base 45 to 2444 and encodes 799 amino acids. Gene Ontology annotation, biological process: recognition of pollen; protein phosphorylation.